AUGAAUAGGCUACUUAGAAGGCUAUCGAUUGACAGUGUGAAACACUUCAAUUCAGGAGAUAGCGCAGAAACACCCGCAAUACCAGAGAACAAAGAGAAAGUGGAUGCAAAUGUGACCGAAGCAGAGGGACGGGAAACGGAAAAUACAUUGGAUGAGGCAGAAAGAGAGCACGAUACAGAAUUUGUUGAUCCUUGUAAGGGGCUUUCAUUUAGAGUUGGUGUUAGUGAGAACAAGAAUCCCAAAUAUAGGAGAACGAUGGAAGAUGUGCACACAUAUGUUGCUAAUUUUUGUGAGAGGUUGGACUGGGGUUAUUUUGCAGUUUUUGAUGGACAUGCAGGUAAGCAAACAGCCAGAUGGGCGGGUAGCAAUUUACACAACCUAUUAUAUGAGAGCAUCAUGAAGGGGAACAAUGGCGACUUGAGGGACCAUUUGAAUGAGAGUUUUUUAAAAGCUGAUGAGGAGAUAUCCAGAAUGGAUGAUGUUGGUUCGAGUGGCUGUACUGCUGCAGUAGCAGUUUUGAGGUGGGAAGAAGAGGUUGAAGAAGCUGAAUCCGAGUUGGAAGGCGAUGUGUCAAAUGGGGAUGUCAGAGUGGAGGAAAACGCAGAAGGAGAGAAUUCAGAAGUGGAAGACGAAGAAGAAGAAGAAGAAGAGAAAGAAGAAGAGGAAGCUGCGCAAUUUAGAGUCCAUAGUGAAGAGACUGGAAUAAGGGAGACUCAAAAUAGGUUGUUUGAUUUUGUUCCUGGUAGGAAGCACAAGAGGAUUCUGUAUACUGCGAACGUUGGAGACAGUCGAAUUGUUCUUAAUAGAGGGCAUGGGCGUUACCAACGGUUAAGUUACGAACAUAAGGGUACAGACCGGAGUGAAAUCAAGCGAAUUCACAGGCAAGGCGGAAUUGUUUUGAGUGGGAGGGUCAAUGGAGUGUUAGCUGUGAGCAGAUCAUUAGGAGACGUGUACCUGAAAGAGUACGUCUUAGGAGCGCCAUACACGACGAUGACCGAAAUAACUCCCGAUGAUCGACAGCUCAUUAUAGCCUGCGAUGGUCUCUGGGACGUCUGCGACGACGAGACGGCAGUGCGUAUGAUCGAUGGCAUACGGGACAGCGACCGUGCUGCUAAGGUGUUGUGCGAAUAUGCGCUGAAACGUGGCACUGGCGACAACGUGACAGUGAUGGUGGUGAACCUCGACGAGCGGGUGUUUGGUGUAGAAUAG
This is a messenger RNA of Pichia kudriavzevii, 1209 nucleotides long. RefSeq lists its product as uncharacterized. Gene Ontology annotation, biological process: protein dephosphorylation. Bases 1 to 1209 code for a protein of 402 amino acids. Lineage: Eukaryota; Fungi; Ascomycota; Pichiomycetes; Pichiales; Pichiaceae. The transcript has a single exon. Gene Ontology annotation, molecular function: protein serine/threonine phosphatase activity; cation binding. The record is from RefSeq and is a predicted model, not a curated record.